AUGGUGAAGAACAUGAAGCAGAAAUGGGCUUCAGCUCGGGAAGAGGAAGGACAAACAGGCAAUGGAGGCCCUGUCCGUCGUUCCAAUCAUUUUUGCAUUAUGGAAGUCUACUGGGGCGAUGCGACGGGCAUGAACAACAGUCCUCAUCUCAGCACCGAGGACACGGACACUAUUGCAGCUGCAUGA
Molecule: messenger RNA, 186 nt
Organism: Phytophthora nicotianae INRA-310
Lineage: Eukaryota; Oomycota; Peronosporomycetes; Peronosporales; Peronosporaceae
Exons: 1
Coding region: 1-186 (61 amino acids)
Source: RefSeq, a predicted model, not a curated record